Molecule: messenger RNA, 1287 nt
Organism: Pipistrellus nathusii (Nathusius's pipistrelle)
Lineage: Eukaryota; Metazoa; Chordata; Mammalia; Chiroptera; Vespertilionidae
Source: the annotation of a GenBank genome assembly
AUGGCGGCGGCGCUGCGCCUCCUGCUCCCCUGCCUCCUGGCCCAGGUGUGGCUGGCGCCCGGCACGGCCCCGGCGAGGCCACAGGCCCCCGCCGUCCAGAAUGAGACCCUCCAGGUAGUGCGGGCCCCAGAGGAGGAGGAGGAGGAGCCCUGGCCGCCGGCCGGCGGGCAGCAGCUCUCCGAACAGACCUCCGACUUGGGGUUCAGCCUGCUGCGCAAGAUCUCCAUGAGGCACGACGGCAAUGUGGUUUUCUCCCCGUUCGGCCUGUCCUUGGCCUUGGCGGCCCUGAUGCUGGGGGCCUCGGGGCAGACCCGGGCCCAGCUGGAGGGCGUGCUCAGCGCGCACAGCCCGAGCCAGGCGGGGCCCGGGCACCUGCCCGCCUUGUUUCGGCGGCUCCGGCAGCACCUGUCCCGCAACCAGGAGCUGGGCCUCACGCAGGGGAGCUUGGCCUUCGUCCAGGAGGACUUUGACGUCAAAGGGACCUUCCUCAAUCUGUCCCAGAGCUACUUCGAUACCCAGUGUGUGGCCGUGGAUUUCCGCAACGCCUCGCAGGCCAGGACGCUCGUGAACCGUCACGUUAACCGGGAGACGCAGGGGCAAGUCCCCGGGCUCCUGGAUGAGGUCAAUCCCGACACCAAGGUCAUGCUUGUGGACUACGUCCUGCUCCGAGGGAAGUGGCUGACCCCCUUCGACCCCGCCUUCACCGAGGAUGACACCUUCCACCUGGACAAGUACAGGACGGUGAAGGUGCCCAUGAUGUACAGCGAGGGCAACUUCGCCUCCACCUUCGACCAGCGCCUCCGCUGCCACGUCCUCCAGCUGCCCUACCGCGGCCGGGCCAGCAUGCUGGUGGUGCUCACGGAGAGGAUGAGCGACCACCUGGCGCUGGAGGACUACCUGAGCGCCGAGCUGGUGGGCACGUGGCUGAGCAGCAUGAAGACCAGACACAUGGAAGUUUUGUUCCCCAAGUUCAAGCUGGAUCAGAAGUAUGAGAUGCAUGAGCUGCUGAAGCAAAUGAGAGUCACGAGACUCUUCUCGCCCUGGGCCCACCUGGGCGAGCUCUCGGCCAUCUCGAGAAACCUGAAGGUGUCCCGGGUCUUACAGAGAGCGGUGAUCGAGGUGGACGAGGAAGGAACCGAGGCGGCGGCGGGGACCCUGUCGGAGAUCGUUGCUUAUUCCAUGCCUCCCGUCAUCAAAGUGAACCGGCCAUUUCACUUCCUGAUCUACGAAGAGGCCUCCAGGGUGGCCCUGUUCCUGGGCAGGGUGGUGAACCCCACCCUCCUGUGA